AUGACUUAUGAACCACUCAAUCGUCGUUUGGCUAUAUUAGCUACUGUCUUUACUUUCUUAAGUAUUAUAUUAGGCACUAUUGCAUUAGCUACUAAUUACUGGACAGUCAGACCUAUUGUCGAACCAAUUAAUAAUGGAACAGAAAUUGUUGGUGAACGACAACAUGGUUAUCAAUGGAAUGGUCUUUUUAAAAUGUGUCGAACUGAUGAAAUAUGUGAUGCUAAAUUUUUGCCAUUAACAUUCAUUAUUUGUGUUUUGGGUCUUCUAUCUUUAUUAAUUGGUGGUAUUUUUUCAGCACUUGAUAUAACAAAAGCAACUAAUCGUCGUUUCAUCACUCCUCUAUUAAUCUACGUUGGUUGUGUAUUGAUGACAGCUGGUCUAUUCGAUUAUGCUUCAGUAUUAUUACUCAAUUCUCAUUCAUCACGCUCAAUGAUUGCUGCUCUUGUAUUUGCUUAUACAGCUUUACCUUUAUCAGCUUUUGUUGCUGGACGAUAUUCAGCUUAUGAACAUGCUUCAUUAGUCAAUAAUGGUGUUCAUCUCACUACACAAAAAUAUGCAGCUACAAAUGGCAAUGGUCUCUAA
Adineta steineri is the source of this 582-nucleotide messenger RNA. Lineage: Eukaryota; Metazoa; Rotifera; Eurotatoria; Adinetida; Adinetidae. The record is from the annotation of a GenBank genome assembly.